Molecule: messenger RNA, 2323 nt
Organism: Calypte anna (Anna's hummingbird)
Lineage: Eukaryota; Metazoa; Chordata; Aves; Apodiformes; Trochilidae
Gene: ST6GAL1
Product: ST6 beta-galactoside alpha-2,6-sialyltransferase 1
Exons: 9
Coding region: 210-1631 (473 amino acids)
Molecular function (GO): sialyltransferase activity
Source: RefSeq, a predicted model, not a curated record
CGCGGCGGCAACCAAAAGGCGGGCGGCGGCGGAACCGGUGCGGAACCGGUGCGGGCUAGAGAACUGGAUUCAAAAGGAAAUGGGAGCACGAAGAAUUGCCUGCAGGGCACAGAUGUGCUUCUCAAGGUGGCAUCUCCUACAGAUCUUACCUGGAAACCUGCAUCUGCCUGGAAGGUCUUGACUGCUGUGGACAGCAAAGGAACCUGGAGAUGAAGGUGUUUCUUAAACUCUUCAGAGCAUCACAGAACUGCUGCUGUGUUUGGGAUAUCCUGCUUAAACCCUCAGGAGAAAAUCUGCAAAUAGCCAAAAAUGCCUUGAGUUGGAGAGCUGCUGUUUCAUGCCCAGGCCCGUGUCCAGUGUCCCAGUUGGAUGCACCAUACACUAUGGUUCACAUCAAUGUGUUGAAAAAAUUAAUAUGUGUCCUUGUGGUGAUCCUGCUAUCACUGACAGUUUGCCUUUGGAGAGACACCAGAAGAAGCUACUACAUCCCUUUCAAGACUGAGAGCAAUGAUUUGCAGAUUCAUGGGACUUUGGAGAAAUGGAACCCACUCAAAUCACAAAGCCUUUUCCCUGAGGCAGGCAGUGAAUUGGGUCAGAUAUCCAAAACAUGGCUUGGGGACCAAAGCAAAAUGAAAGGCAGCACCUCUGGAACAGCUGAAAAAUCCAAGAAAGCAGCAAACUUUGUUAAAGUAUGGGAUAAAGACAGUUCAUCCAGGAAUCUCAUACCCAGGCUGCAGAAAGUCAGGAAAAGCUACCUGUCCAUGAACAAGUACAAUGUGACUUACAAGGGGAAGAGGAAUGCUGCUAAACUCAGCCCAGAGAAGCUGCUUUGCCAGCUGAGGGACAGAGUGAAUGUGACCAUGAUCCAGGGAUCAGAUGAUCCAUUUGAUACCUCAGAAUGGCAUCAGUACCUCCCAAGGAAAAACCUGAAUGAAACCGUGGGCCACCUGGGUCACUGUGCUGUGGUGUCCUCAGCAGGGUCUCUGAAAUCAUCUCAUCUGGGACAAGAAAUAGACAGCCACGACGCUGUCUUGCGGUUCAACAGGGCUCCCAUCAAGGGGUUUGAAGAGGAUGUGGGAGAAAAAACCACAAUUCGCCUUGUGAACUCCCAGCUGGUUACUGUUAGGGAGCAGCAGUUCCUAAGGGAAGCACUGUAUAACACUGGAAUCUUAAUUGUCUGGGAUCCAGCACCCUAUCAUGCAGAAAUUAAUGAGUGGUACAGAAAACCAGACUACAACUUUUUUGAAAGCUACAAGGCAUAUCGUGGUAUACAUCCAGAGCAACCCUUUUAUAUCCUGAACCCCAAAAUGCAGUGGCAACUCUGGGAUAUUCUGCAGGAGAAUUCCCCAGAGUACAUCCAGCCAAAUCCACCAUCAUCAGGAAUGCUUGGCAUCAUCCUCAUGAUGACCCUGUGUAAUGAAGUGCACGUCUAUGAGUACCUUCCUUCCAAACGCCAGACAGACAUCUGCCACUACUACCAGAAGUUUCAUGACCGUGCCUGUACUGUGGGAGCUUACCACCCCCUCCUAUUUGAGAAAAACUUGGUGAAGCAUUUGAACCAGGGCACAGAUGAGGACAUCUUCACUUCUGGGAAAGUGACUUUGCCUGGCUUCCGGAACGUGCGUUGCUAGCGGAGCCCUUUUUCCUACCUUGAAGAAUUUUUCUCCAAGCACUUUCCUUAAAUCAGACUCGGUCAGAUUUGUUAGGUCCCAGAACUGGUGUGUUUUGACAGCUCUGCCACGUUGCAACACUUGCUCUUUGGACUUGGUUGCCCAACUUCUCCUGAGUGGAAGGAGGUGUCAGUGCACUGCGGUACAUCCACGUCAUACCUGCGUGAACCUCUGCAAUAAAUGUACCCCUCAUGCAGCACCUGGACACCUCUCUCUUCAUCCCAGCUCUUGAUUGGAGGUCCAGGAGCAGAGAUUCCUGAGCAGAGAUUGCACAAUUCAGCAUCCAAUGCUGAAUGUACCUCGUUUCGUUUCAAUGGGGGUUGUGCCAACCAAAAACCUGAGAAACGAGAAAAAAAUGUUAAGCUCUCUCCUCUAGUCCUAGGAGCUCUUUGAAAUAGGGCUGGUUUCUGGAAACACUGUUCAAGCUGUGUUCUGAUAAGCUAAACUCUCAGUACAGAUUAUUUUAUUUUAUAAACAGUUGGUGAAAUAAGCAUGGCAACUUCUUUUCGAAUUGGAAGAAGUUUGAAAUCUUUCAGGUGGCCUUUUUGGCAAAGAAAGAGGGAGACAAUUCACAAGUCAGUGAUUCUUGAAAGGCUUUUUAAUAAUUUAUUUUAAUAACUUAAAAUAAAUUCCAGUAAAUAUUUACUUGUCUA